AUGUUGGUUUCUACCUUAGUAUCUCUCGCUGCCCUUGCGGUUGGAGUUGCAGCACACCCAAAACCAAAGGGACCGCAACCAUGGGGAUACUUCACCAACAACACUAUCUAUCAGACGACGGGGAACGAAUCGGUAACGUACCCUCGAUAUGUUGAACUCAAGUGCGGCACCAUUCUCGCCACCACUUCACUAUCCGGGCAUUCCCCGAACUACUUCCCGGUUUUCGAGAGCAAAGAUGGCGGCGCGACGUGGAAGUACAUCUCCAAUCUAACGGAUCAAGUGAAUGGCUGGGGUUUUAGCGCCCAGCCUGCGUUGACCGAGCUGACCGAGCCAAUGGCUGGAUAUGAGGCUGGCACCAUCUUGGGGACAGGGAACAGUUGGAGCAACAACGGCACAAGGAUCGAUCUGUAUGCCAGUACCGACGGUGCCAGGACCUGGGAGUUUGUAAGCCACAUUGCCCAAGGAGGCCGUCCAAACACGACCAAUGGUGCAACUCCGAUUUGGGAGCCUUACCUUUUACAAUACGAGGGCAAGCUGGUUGCAUAUUACUCGGACCAACGUGAUCCUAAGCACGGCCAGAAGCUGGCGCACCAGGAAUCGACAGAUCUCAAGACUUGGGGCCCUGUCAUCAACGAUGUUGCAUAUGAUGAGUAUAUCGCGCGUCCGGGGAUGACAGUCGUCACAUACAUUCCACCUCUUGACAAGUGGAUUCUGGUCCACGAGCUUCCCAUCGGUAACUCGUCCUCCCAUGGAGUCAACUACCCUGUCUACUACGUGAUGGCGGACUCUCCACUGGAGUUCGGCAAGGAGAAGGGUCGUCCCAUUGUCAUCAACAACACCACUGCGCCCAAUGCCAGCCCCUACGUGGUGUGGAGUCCUAUCGGCGGACCAAACGGUACCAUCAUUGUGUCAGAUGCGGACAGACCACAGGUAUACACCAAUCGUUUCGGUGGCGAUGUCGAUAAAUGGGAGGAACAUGGCACACCUGCUGGUGCCGUCUAUUCCAGGGCUAUCCAGAUCUCGAAGAAAUACCCCGACCACCUGACGAUCUACGGGGGAGAGACGUUUGAUAAUAUGCGCGCGGGUCUACAUACCCCAUUCUCUUCCACGGUGGUAUCGCUGAAAAAAACCCUCAAGACACCAGUCUAG
Messenger RNA from Paraphaeosphaeria sporulosa, 1149 nucleotides. RefSeq names its product neuraminidase. The coding region runs from base 1 to 1149 and encodes 382 amino acids. NCBI's taxonomy places the organism in Eukaryota, Fungi, Ascomycota, Dothideomycetes, Pleosporales, Didymosphaeriaceae. The record is from RefSeq and is a predicted model, not a curated record. The transcript is spliced from 2 exons.